ACGCUCGAGGUGUUCAAAGUGUUUGCAUGUGGUACAUGAUCGACCAGUUCGAUUAACUGCUGCAUUGUUAACUCCACUCGUCGAUUGACAGCUUAUCGUGCUGCAUUGCCCAUUGCAGCUUCCUAGCCUACCAAGCGAACACUCGAUCGAUCCUGGCCUGAUCAAGUCCAAGUGUGCAAGCCCCUCCUUCCCUCGUCAAAUUCACCCCCGGCUCCGGCGAGCAUAUCGAAGGGGUGCACGAAUUUCUUUGUCAAACACGCCAUUCUUAGCAUUCCAUUCUCCGGGAACGUGCGCUUCCCACCACCGGCCAGAUGCCAACCUUCGGAGGUCUUCUUAAGAAAAAGAAGACUAAAGAGUCUUCAGAAGAUAGACCGGCCAACAGCGCCGGUAGUAACCAGCCUAUCCAGUACAAAUCUUCACAGAAGACCGAUACCUCCUCCUCCACGAUUCCCUCACAGCCUGGCACAAAUGCACCAACUCAAUCGAGUGCAACCACCGCAACCACUGUGACCUCCUCUCCCGAUCCGGCCACCAGGUCCAACGAGAGUAACGGCGAUCCCAUCAACAUGGCCAACGUCGGUGGCCCUGGUUCCUUGAGACAAACUAAAGGGAAAUAUACCUUGACGGACUUCCAAAUCCAAAGGACGUUGGGAACAGGGUCUUUUGGACGAGUACACUUGGUCCAGUCGAAACACAAUCAGCGCUUCUACGCUGUCAAAGUCUUGAAAAAAGCUCAGGUCGUCAAGAUGAAGCAGAUUGAGCAUACAAAUGAUGAGAGAAAGAUGCUGUCCCGGGUCAAACACCCAUUUCUCAUCACUCUUUGGGGCACAUUCCAAGACUCAAAAGCCCUAUACAUGGUAAUGGACUUUAUCGAAGGUGGUGAGCUCUUCAGCUUGCUCCGAAAAUCACAGCGCUUUCCCAACCCUGUAGCCAAGUUCUAUGCUGCAGAAGUGACACUGGCUCUCGAAUAUCUACAUGGACAGAACAUCAUUUAUCGUGACCUGAAGCCAGAGAAUUUGUUACUGGAUCGACACGGGCACAUCAAGAUCACAGAUUUCGGGUUCGCCAAAGAUGUUCCCGAUAUUACAUGGACACUGUGUGGUACUCCUGACUACCUUGCGCCCGAGGUCGUAGCGUCCAAGGGAUACAACAAGUCAGUCGACUGGUGGUCUCUAGGGAUCCUCAUCUUUGAAAUGCUGUGUGGGUUCACUCCCUUUUGGGAUGGAGGCUCUCCUGUGAAGAUCUACGAAAACAUCUUGAAGGGACGGGUCAAAUAUCCGCCUUACAUUCACCACGAUGCACAAGAUCUGCUCGUGCAACUUAUCACGUCUGAUCUGACAAAGCGGUUGGGAAACUUGCACGGUGGUCCAGCCGAGAUCAAGAACCACCCCUGGUUCGCUGAGGUAACUUGGGAGAGGCUGGUCAAGAAGGACAUUGACGCACCAUAUGUGCCUCCGGUCAAGGGUGGAGCCGGUGAUGCCAGUCAAUUCGACAAGUAUCCCGAGGAAACCGAAGAAUAUGGAAAGAAAGCAGAUGACCCAUUCGGACACUUCUUCACAGAUUUCUAGUUGCCUCAGAUGCAAAUGACAUCCAAGCAGACGCCUACGCCAGCCGCAGUGGCCGAGGCUGUAGUGACGAGCAGACACACGACGCACAGAGCAUAUUUGAGACGUGAGAUUGAACCCUUUUGGCCCGCUCCUUCUUGAGGCCGUGAUGGAGUCAUUGGAUAAGCACUCCAGGAUUGGUCGAAGGGUGUAUGUUGAGUGUUUACAGUAGCCGCAAGUGAGUGGGAGGUU
Molecule: messenger RNA, 1796 nt
Organism: Exophiala viscosa
Lineage: Eukaryota; Fungi; Ascomycota; Eurotiomycetes; Chaetothyriales; Herpotrichiellaceae
Product: protein kinase A
Exons: 4
Coding region: 312-1568 (418 amino acids)
Biological process (GO): protein phosphorylation
Cellular component (GO): nucleus
Molecular function (GO): ATP binding; protein serine/threonine kinase activity
Source: RefSeq, a predicted model, not a curated record